This is a messenger RNA of Medicago truncatula (barrel medic), 1064 nucleotides long. Its product is annotated as transcription factor MYB13. The record is from RefSeq and is a predicted model, not a curated record. The transcript is spliced from 2 exons. NCBI's taxonomy places the organism in Eukaryota, Viridiplantae, Streptophyta, Magnoliopsida, Fabales, Fabaceae. Bases 128 to 1003 code for a protein of 291 amino acids.
CCGCUGUAACACAAACUAGGUUAUCAUUAUCAGCAGGACCAAUAUAACUCACAAUUUGUAGAAACAAAACACACUCACUCUCUCACUGAAUUUGAGUUCACUUGUUUAACAAAAACUUAUUGCUCAAAUGGCUAGAACUCCUUCUUGUGACAAAAUUAGUGGAAUGAGGAAAGGGACUUGGACUGCUGAAGAAGAUAGGAAAUUAAUUGCUUAUGUUACUAGAUAUGGUUUCUGGAAUUGGCGCCAACUUCCCAAGUUUGCAGGUCUUUCAAGGUGUGGGAAGAGUUGUAGAUUGAGGUGGCUGAAUUAUCUAAGGCCUAAUAUCAGAAGAGGGAACUUUACUAAAGAUGAAGAGGAGUUGAUUAUCAGAAUGCAUAAAAAGCUUGGGAAUAAAUGGUCAACCAUUGCUGCCGAGUUACCUGGAAGAACAGAUAAUGAAGUGAAGAACCACUGGCACACUUCCCUCAAGAAGAGAGCUAUAGAUAACAUUGUCACAAAUGAAGAAACUAAAUCCACCAAAUCAAAAGACAUAAUUGAAUCCACACAAGGGAGAGAUAUAUCGAAUUACCAAAUUACCCCUCCAGAUAGUUCCCAAAUCUCAAACAACAAUGGCCCUUUAUCCCCAUUUUCAUCAUCUAGUGAAAUCUCUUCCACCUCUUCAGAUGAUUUUGGGUUUCUGGAUUCAUUUAUAAAAGAUGUGGAUAUAAGCUUUUGGCUUCAUGAUAUUUCCAACACACCAAGUGGAAUAGUGCAAAACAAUAAUAAUGAUGCUACCACUAACAAUGCUUUUUUAGUGUCUCCCGGAAAUUCGUCCAAUGAAAGUUUUGUUAUGGAUAAUGAUUUUGGAAGCUUUUUAGAUGCUUACAACGAAUCAACAGUUGAUAGUUUUUGGACACAACCGUAUGAGGCUGACAUGUACCACGUUCCAAGACAAAUGCUGACAUCUUUGCCGAUGGAAUCUGAAUAUUUUUCUAUAGUAUAUGAUGAUGAUAUUUGGAGUUGAGUUAAGUAACUUGUAAAACAUUUUGAUAUUAUGAGAUAAAUAUUAGACUCUUUUAAAUUAA